CGAACUGACAAUAGCUUCAGCAUAGAUCGAGACCAGCUUCCACAGCUAGUUGCUUCUGACACACGAAGCUGCGAGGUUAUCUCUCUCAAAUGGAAUCAUUUUACUGGCGCAAUAAGGUAGCUGUGGUUACCGGCGCUUCGGUGGGCAUCGGCGCCAGCACCGCAGUUACUCUGGCCAAUGCGGGAAUGGUUGUAGUUGGCCUGGCCAGGCGUGUGGAACUCAUUGAGGCUCUGAAUGCACAAGUUAAUGGUGAGGGUAAAAUCAUUGGACGACAAUGUAAUCUAUGCAAUGAUGAGGACUUAAAAAGCGCAUUCAAUUGGAUACGUGAACGCUUUCAAUGCAUUCAUGUGCUCAUAUGCAAUGCUGGCAUAUUAAAAGCCAACUUUCUAAAAGAAUCACCCACAAAGGAUAUUAAGGAACUGUUCGAUACAAAUGUUGUAGCCACUGCCAGCUGUUUGCGUGAGGCUCUUAAACAUAUGGCGGAAUCUAAAGUUCGUGGACAUAUUAUCGUUAUGAAUAGCGUACUUGGUCAUCGUAUACCGGAAGUGCCGGUACCCUUAUUCAGCGUUUAUCCAGCCACGAAGCAUGCAAUUACUGCACUUUGCCAAACGGUUCGUCAGGAAAUACAUUUUCUCAAAUUAAAUAUUAAAUUAACGAGCAUCUGUCCCGGUAUGGUGGAUACGGAUUUUCUGAAUGUUUACUCACAGGCAGUGGCCGAAUUGCCCAAACUCCAGCCUUUAGAUGUGGCCAAGGCGGUUUUGUAUGCACUUGAUACGCCCGAUGGAGUUCAAGUGGAGGAUAUAAUUCUACAGCAAAUGCGAAAAAAUAAUUAAAGCAAUUUAACAAACGCACAGACAAAUGAACUAUUCUAAACUUUAUUAAUUUCUACUUUAUUUACAACUGUGCAAUUGCAAUAAAAUAUAAUUUUCGAUAUUUUCAAA
This is a messenger RNA of Drosophila willistoni, 941 nucleotides long. It is a transcript of the gene rdhB, whose product is annotated as farnesol dehydrogenase. The record is from RefSeq and is a predicted model, not a curated record. NCBI's taxonomy places the organism in Eukaryota, Metazoa, Arthropoda, Insecta, Diptera, Drosophilidae. Bases 90 to 833 code for a protein of 247 amino acids. The transcript has 5 exons.